This is a messenger RNA of Rotaria socialis, 591 nucleotides long. NCBI's taxonomy places the organism in Eukaryota, Metazoa, Rotifera, Eurotatoria, Philodinida, Philodinidae. The record is from the annotation of a GenBank genome assembly.
AUGUUUCAAACAGAAGCUCUUAUUGAUACAUCAAUUUUGCCAUCUGAUAUCAUGUUAUUACGUGAUGUUAAAUUUUUUGAUUUUGUUCGAAAAGAAGCUGGCGAUGCUGCUGUUGAACUUUUUGAAAUUCAAAGUAUCAAUUAUGUUAAAUCUUUGUUGAUGACAGCUGAUGUUUAUUGUAUUAUGAAUUUGAAAAGCAAAGCUUUAGAUUGUUUUAAAAAUAAACAUGGUUUUAUGCUUGAUGAUGAUACAUUCAUUAUAAAAAUUGGUAUAAAAGGAAAUGUGGACUAUCUUAUUGACUUAUUAAAACAAAAAUGUACUGCUGAUGCAAAGUUAACAAAAUCUUCAAAACGUAAUCAAUCAUCACCACCAUUAGAUAGAACCAUAAACAUAUCCUCAACUACCACAGAAUCAACAAUGUCGGUUUUAUCGAGUAAUUCAUCAAACGUUGUCACAUCAAAAAAAUCUGAUAUUAUUGAUAUAUCACAUUCAUUAGAUGACGAUUUUUCCUUACAAGUCGAUCCAUUAACUGUGAAAGCAAGUGUUACUAUUACACCAAAAACUAACACAGCUGCAACAUCUACCAAUUAA